Messenger RNA from Ciona intestinalis (vase tunicate), 2198 nucleotides. Lineage: Eukaryota; Metazoa; Chordata; Ascidiacea; Phlebobranchia; Cionidae. The record is from RefSeq and is a predicted model, not a curated record.
UAUUAGUCUCACAUUUUAGAGAUAUACAUAUAGUUUCAUAGUUUGUGAGUAAAUUUUAUAUUAAAUAUGGACUUAACGGGAAAACUGAUAAUCAAGGCAAGAUUGGGUGAUGAUAUAAGAAGGAUACCAAUCCACAAUGAAGACCUAACGUAUGAUGAACUUAUACUUAUGAUGCAAAGAGUCUUCAGGGGAACUUUGGACUCUAAUGAGGAUGUCGUGAUCAAAUAUGCUGACGAAGAUGGAGAUCUUAUCACAAUAUUUGACGACUCUGACAUCAACUUCGCAAUUCAAAUAAGCAGAAUUUUAAAGCUAACCAUAUUUACGAAAAAUGAGCCUCAAAUUGCUAAAGAAGAUACUAGCAUUGCUGGAAGUAAUGUGAGACAAGAAUUGAUCAAAAUCCGGAACCAAAUAAAUAAUCUUUUGGAUGGACUUGGUGGGGGUGGUGACCAGGAACGUACUGUCGUGGUUAAUAACACAGAAGAGCCUACAGCAGUUAAAGCUGAAACUGCCCCCCCACCUACUAUCAAUCAAAACUAUGACACAAGUUUUGAUCCACUAACAGCAAACAACACAAGUAGUAGUGUGAUGUCAUCAUUUGACAAUGUUUCGCAAUUGGAUAACCGGCCCCCUAGCCCCAGCGGUAGCCAGAGUAGUGCCCCCUCUCACUCUGGAAGGUCCCAGGUCACCCCACAAGGUACCCCACAACCCAUGCAGUCAUUCCAACAACCCCCACCCGUGGAACAACCCCAACAGAACCAUUAUGGGCAAAUGCAACCACCGCAACAGAAUGCACAGUUGCCGGGACAAACCACUGGUUUUAUGGAUAAGCAAAUGGGACCAUCGGUGCCAUCUUCGGUCCCGGGAAUGCAAAAUCAACCAAAUCAACAGGGUGGUUUCCCUCCACCCCAACAAAUGGGGGCGCCGCAUGCCCCAAACCCUAAUUACCCCAACCCCACCCCACAACACCAGCAACACCCUGGGUACGCACAACCUGUAUCAAGUCAGGGGAAUUUCCCCCAGCCAGCUACCAGCCAAUCAGUGAGCAUGAUGCCUUCGGGUCAAAGCAGUUUUAACCAAUCACAGCCACAAUAUCCACCUUCUACAAGUGGAUUUGGAUCUUUUAGUCAACAACAACAACAACAACAGCAACAACAGCAACCGCCCCAAGAACAACAACAACCCAGAAUGCAAGCCCCUUAUGGCGGUGUACCCCCUGGCCAAAACUACCCCCCACAAACAGGGCAAAAUCAGCCCCCGUUUCAGCAACAACAGCAAAGGGGGCCUUCACCCCAAGGGUACAUGCCCGGGGCCCCACCCCAGUCAGCAGGAAAUCCACAUCGUAUGUUUGGAAGAGGGGCUUAUAGACCCAGACAAGCAGGACCUGGGUACCAGUGAAGUAACAACAAGGUGCAAUUUAAGAAUUUGAAAAUAUAGCUAGAACAUUACUUUGCAGUUCAAGGUUUAACGUAUGCUAUUAUGCAUAGGCGUCACGUUAUUGAAUUUUUAACUAAAUCUGGGUUAAACUUUUUUCAAAAUCUGGGGUGAUAUUGUUAGAAUACAGUUACACUCAUAGUCAUAAAACAUUAGCAACCUUAUUAAUUAAUGGGGACAUGACACCCCAAAUGUGAAGUCUAUGCUACAUGUACUAAGUAGCACACACAUAUUACAAGUAAUUAUGCUGCUUUUUCCCUUCCUACAGUAGGUCUACCAAUUAUAUAUAAUAGAGUGGGGAAAGAUGGGACACCUUUUCAUUCUAUUUUCUCGUCCCAUUUGGUAGUAACUAAAGAACAUUCAAAGAAUUUUAAAACCGUAUCCUUACAACUCUAUAGAUUGUUGUAAAUUGUUUAAAACACGAUCAGGAUAUUUGAAUAUGAUGUGCUAAAGGUGUUCAAUCUUCCCCUACCCUACAUAUGUACUGACAAUUGAAAAUAAGAAAAUAUUUGCAAUUUUUUCAUAGAAAAUUUAUAGAGCAAAGUUCUAAUACCUGGAUGAUAUAAUAAAUACGUUAAUGGCUAAAAAGAAUAUUUACUAUUUUUACAUUAGCAGUAAGCUUGGUGAAAAUCUCCCAUAUGCUAUAUGCAACAAUAUUUUCAUAAUAUGAAAAUAAGCGUGUUGCAUUUAAAUAACUGUAAACUUGAUAUUACUAAUAUAGUGUUGUGGAUGAUUAUUAUUACCAAAAUAAAUUAUGAUGACUGUUA